AUGUCAAGAAGCCCGAUCAGGAUGCUAGCGAAGGGGAGCGCUCUGGCUGCAGCAUUGGAUGCUACCGAUGUUGCGCUGGCUGCCAGUGAUAGGAGUGGCCUGUUCUCGGUGAGUGUUGCAGGAGGCGCGAAGAAUAGCAAUGCUUACCGUGGCUACGGUGGACGCGACGGUGGCAAGCAUGACCAUCCCCACCUUGGAUUCAACGAACAAUCUGGCCGCUCUGGAGCGGGGAGGAAGGCAGAGACUACGUUCAAAAAGCGGUUGCCUGCCGGCGUGGUACAGAGCCCUUGA
Guyanagaster necrorhizus is the source of this 291-nucleotide messenger RNA. RefSeq lists its product as uncharacterized. NCBI's taxonomy places the organism in Eukaryota, Fungi, Basidiomycota, Agaricomycetes, Agaricales, Physalacriaceae. The transcript has 3 exons. The coding region runs from base 1 to 291 and encodes 96 amino acids. The record is from RefSeq and is a predicted model, not a curated record.